GUCUUUUUCUCGACUAUCAAAUAUUAAAGGACAUUUAACUCGAUUUUAUAAUACAGCAAUAAUGACAAAUACAGAAAAAGCUACAUUUGCUGCUGGUUGCUUUUGGGGGGUUGAACAUAUUUAUCUUAAAUAUUUCAAACAGUAUGAUAUAAAGACAAAAGUAGGAUAUAUUGGAGGAAGUACAGCUAACCCUGAUUAUCGAAUGGUUUGCUCAGGAAAUACAAAUCAUGCUGAAGCAUUAGAAAUCAAUUUUGACCCAACUAAGGUAUCCUAUGAAACCCUUGUUGAAUUCUUUUAUAAAAUGCAUGAUCCUACUACGGUCAAUGCUCAAGGACCAGAUAUAGGCACUCAAUAUAGAUCAGCUAUCUUUUAUCAUUCACCUGAACAAAAAAUGACUGCAGAAAAAGUGACAGCUGAAGUUCAAGAAAAGCACUAUAAAGGGAAAAAAAUUGUUACGCAAAUUGUACCUGCAGGCGUAUUUUAUGAUGCAGAGACAUAUCAUCAGAAAUAUUUAAUAAAUAAUCCUAAUGGUUAUGAG
Cokeromyces recurvatus is the source of this 538-nucleotide messenger RNA. RefSeq lists its product as uncharacterized. The annotation marks the transcript as partial. The transcript has 5 exons. Gene Ontology annotation, molecular function: peptide-methionine (S)-S-oxide reductase activity. NCBI's taxonomy places the organism in Eukaryota, Fungi, Mucoromycota, Mucoromycetes, Mucorales, Mucoraceae. The record is from RefSeq and is a predicted model, not a curated record.